AUGGACGAGGCUCUGUGCCGUCUCGGAGGCUCUGUUCGCCGUCAGGAGCCCAGGACGCGAGGUUCCCAGGGCCAGAUGGGAGGCUCUGUCGCCGUCAGGAGCCCAGGGGAGGUUCCCCAGGGCCAGAUGGGAGGCUCUGUCGCCGUCAGGAGCCAGACGAGGGGCCAGAUGGGAGUCGCGUCAGGAGCCAGGACCGCGAGGUUCCCCAGGGCCAGAUGGGAGGCUCUGUCGCCGUCAGGAGCCCAGGACGCGAGGUUCUCCAGGGCCAGAUGGGAGGCUCUGUCGCCGUCAGGAAGCCCAGGACGCGAGGUUUCCCCCAGGGCCAGAUGGGAGGCUCUGCGCCGUCAGGGGCCCAGGGACGCGAGGUUCCCCAGGGCCAGAUGGGAGGCUCUGUCGCCGUCAGGAGCCCAGGACGCGAGGUUCUCCAGGGCCAGAUGGGAGGCUCUGUCGCCGUCAGGAGCCCAGGACGCGAGGUUCCCCAGGGCCAGAUGGGAGGCUCUGUCGCCGUCAGGAGCCCAGGACGCGAGUUCCCCAGGGCCAGAUGGGAGGCUCUGUCGCCGUCAGGAGCCCAGGACGCGAGGUUCCCCAGGCCAGAUGGGAGGCUCUGUCGCCGUCAGGAGCCCAGGAACGCGAGGUUCCCCAGGGCCAGAUGGAGGCUCUGUCGCCGUCAGGAGCCCAGGACGCGGAGGUUUCUCCAGGACCGGCUCUGUCGCCCGUCAGGAGCCCAGGGACGCUAGGUUCCCCAGGGCCAGAUGGGAGGCCUGUGUCGCCGUCAGGAACCAGGCGCGAGGUUCCCCAGGACCAGAUUGGGAGGCUCUGUCGCCGUUCAGGAGCCAGGACGCUAGGUUUCCCCAGGGCCAGAUGGGAGGCUCUGUCGCCGUCAGGAGCCCAGGACCGCGAGUUCCCCAGGGCCAGAUGGAGGCUCUGUCGCCGUCAGGAGCCCAGGACGCCGAGGGUUCCCCAGGGCCAGAUGGGAGGCUCUGUCGCCGUCAGGAGCCCAGGACGCGAGGUUCCCCAGGGCCAGAUGGGAGGCUCUGUCGCCGUCAGGAGCCCAGGACGCGAGGUUCUCCAGGACCAGAUGGGAGGCUCUGUCGCGUCAGGAGAGCCCAGGACGCUAGGUUCCCCAGGGCCAGUGGGAGGUCUGUCGCCGCAGGGGACCCAGGACGCGAGUUCCCCAGGGGCCAGAUGGGAGGCUCUGUCCCGUCCAGCGAGCCCAGGACGGACAGGGCCGAGCCGUUCAGGACGCGAGUCCCAGGCCAGAUGGGAGGCUCUUCGCCGUCGCCCAGGGAAAACCGUUCCCCCAGGGCCAGAUGGGAGGCUCUGUCGCCGUCAGGAGCCCAGGACGCUAGGUUCUCCAGGGCCAGAUGGGAGGCUCUGUCGCUGUCAGGAGCCCUGGACUCAGUGAGCAAACGUGUUACAACAACUUAA
This is a messenger RNA of Penaeus vannamei (Pacific white shrimp), 1428 nucleotides long. Lineage: Eukaryota; Metazoa; Arthropoda; Malacostraca; Decapoda; Penaeidae. The record is from RefSeq and is a predicted model, not a curated record.